AUGAAUCUCUCUCUCUCUCUCUCUCUCUCUCUUACUCUAUCUAUCUAUCUAUCUAUCUAUCUAUCUAUCUAUAUCUAUCUAUCUAUCUCUUUCAGGAUAUUAUCAUUAAAAAUCCAUCAUUGGAUGCACGUCAUGUGCAACACCAUAUUAAAUAUCUUCUUCUUAGUAACAUCUAUCUACCUAUGUAUCGCGAUGCUUUUAUUACAACUAUCUAUUUAUCUGUCUGUCUAUCUAUCUAUCUGUCUAUCGCGAUUAUACUCACUAUUUAUCUAUAUACCCUACUUUGCAUCGUCUAUCUCACUAUCUCUCUCUCUCUCUCUCUCUCUCUCUAUCUCUCUCUAUCUAUCUAUCUAUCUCACUGUUACCAUUAUCUAUCUAUUUAUCCAUCUGUCUCAGUCAUUUCAUAUCUAUCUAUCUAUCUAUCUAUCUGUCUGUCUAUCUAUCACAGUCAGUUCAUAUCUUUCUACCUAUAUAUCUGAAUCUGUUCAUAUCUAUCUAUCUAUCUAUCUAUCUCAAUUUGUUCAUAUCUAUCUAUCUCAAUUUGUUCAUAUCUAUCUAUCUAUCUAUCACAGUCAGUUCAUAUAUUUUUACCUAUAUAUCUGGAUCUGUUCAUAUCUAUCUAUCUAUCUAUCUAUCUAUCUAUCUCAAUUUGUUCAUAUCUAUCUAUCUCAAUUUGUUCAUAUCUAUCUAUCUAUCACAGUCAGUUCAUAUCUUUCUACCUAUAUAUCUGAAUCUGUUCUUAUCUAUCUAUCUAUCUAUCUAUCUAUCUAUCUCAGUUUGUUCAUAUCUUAUCUAUCCAUAUAUCUGAAUCUAUCUAUCAUUAUCUAUCUAUCUAUCUAUCUAUCUAUCUAUCUAUCUAUCUCAGUUUGUUCAUAUCUAUCUAUCCAUCUAUCUAUCUAUCUAUCUAUCUAUUUUUGA
Acanthosepion pharaonis is the source of this 918-nucleotide messenger RNA. The record is from the annotation of a GenBank genome assembly. Lineage: Eukaryota; Metazoa; Mollusca; Cephalopoda; Sepiida; Sepiidae.